Colletotrichum lupini is the source of this 1485-nucleotide messenger RNA. RefSeq names its product peptidase. The coding region runs from base 1 to 1485 and encodes 494 amino acids. The transcript has 11 exons. Gene Ontology annotation, cellular component: membrane; cell wall. Lineage: Eukaryota; Fungi; Ascomycota; Sordariomycetes; Glomerellales; Glomerellaceae. Gene Ontology annotation, molecular function: serine-type endopeptidase activity. The record is from RefSeq and is a predicted model, not a curated record.
AUGUCGUCGAUGGUCAGGCUGUUGAUGACUUCUAUCAAUGAUGCCAAUGGCUUGAAUAUUACCAAAAUAGCUGAUGAAAGCACCGUUUGUCAACGAACUUGGAAGUCGAAUGGAGUCAGUGUGUCAAAACAAUGGGGAACAAAGAAGUUCAAAAGACUGGAGAUCACAAUCGCAGAGCGCUGGAAACAAAAUGGUCAGUGCUGGCAAGUCCUCGACACCAACCUUUUCGGAACGAGUGUCAAGUUGGCAUUCUACUACAACUUUCAGGAUGCUGCCUGGGAGAUUCCCAACCGAAACGUCUACAACCCCAAGGAGCAGCCCCUUGGAUUUGGACUCACCAGUCUAGAGGAUGACAAGUGGCUCGUUCAGCAAAAUGAACGGGGCCACAAGGUAAGCUUUGAGUUUGUAGCCAACGGUAGCAAGGCAGUCGGCAUUCCCAGCGCCAACUCUGGAUCCGUUGCAGCUCCUGGUAAGCUAUCGUCGUCCCGACAUCUAGCUGUUCAAACAUUUCGUAUUUUACCUAAUCCCCAUAUCAGAUGGUUCCUUUCUUCCCACGUAUCCGACAUCCGAGGGUGGAACUUCAACAUUGCCGGAGUUGCCGCUCUCUACUUCUCAGCGAACGGAGGCCGCUCCAAAAUUUCCAGCAACGCCGGCGACUCGGCCCACCACCUCAUCGCCUCCAGCGAUGCCGGUAUAGUCGACGCCUUUAAGUUCAUAACCUACAAGACAUCCAUCACCCCCGCCGUCAUCAAUUUGAACGACACAGACCACUUCCAGGGCACACACGAGAUCAAGAUUGAUAACAGAGGAAACGAGACAGUGGAGUACAACAUUGUUCACGAAGCCGGCUCCACCAUCUCCACUGAGCCCGCUUCCGAUCCCGUGGUCGCGUUCCCUCCGAUCCCGUACUCCUCGAACAAGGGCGAGGUGGCCAUGGUCAAGUUCUCGGCGACUGCACUUGAUGUAGCUCCUGUUACGACUGAAGUUAUGACGGUGACUUUCAUCGAACCUGCCGGUAUUGAUGCGAAGCUUUUCUCGAUCUAUGGCGGAUACAUCAAUAUUAUCGGCUCUCACGACGAGUCUCUACGGGUGACAUACGCUGGUCUCAAAAUUUGGGCCGACGAAUGGAUUAACCCCUUCAUUCAAACCCCUGACUUUGUGCUAAUCCAAGAGAAUGAUACCUUCAAGAUGACUAUCGAAGACACCUUUACCAUUGACUUUGACAUCCUCUGGCCUAGCCGUGAGUUCAGCUUCGAUCUCGUCGAACCCUCUUGGGAGCCCAUAGACUGGCCAUACCCCUUUUACCCGCGUCUGCCCUCGAGUACCUGGUGGCCGAGCGGCAACUUCUCGCACGGCGGUGCGAUCGAGAGCGGCGAGUACAAGAUCCUGUCGAGGGCGCUCCGGACGUAUGGUGAUUACCACAAUAUUAGCGACUGGCAGAUCAGGGUAUCGCCCAGGAUCAUCGUCGACAAGGAUAAGGCUUGA